UGAAAUAAACUAAAGUGCAUGUCAAUACAUUAGUAGAUAAAGCACCUGAAACAGCAACUCCCAAAACGUAUUGGUCAGUGGAGAAGAAAGUAUUGCACGAAGAUGAUGGGGAAAGAGAAUUUCGUACAUAAAGGAACACCUUUUGCAGUUAAUGUGCACUCUGAGGAAUCUCUCAAUUAUGCAGAAAAUGAAUUCCCUGUACUAGAUGAUGAUAUUUUCAAUGUAACCUACCCUAAAUCAGGUACUAACUGGAUGAUAGAGAUUCUGAACUUGAUCAAGUACAAAGGAGACACCACUAUGAGUAACAGGGUGCCAAUAUAUGAGCGGUCACCAUGGUAUGAAACAAUAAUCGGAAAAGAGCAAGUUAAAGCCCUUAAUCCUCCAAGGAUAAUCUCUUCUCAUCUACCAUACCAUAUGUUUGCCAAGUCUUUCUCCAAAUCGAAAGCAAAAAUAAUCUACACAAUGAGAAACCCUAAAGAUGUCUUUGUGUCGAAUUACCAUUUUGCCCACGCCCUCCAGAUUUUUAAAGAGCCUAAAAGCCUCCAGGAACAUAUGGACAAUUUUUUACAAGGAAAUUCUUUAUAUGGCUCUUGGUUUGAUCAUGUUAAAGGAUGGAUGCAAAUGAAAGAGGAUAGACGCUUUUUCUACAUUACGUAUGAAGAGCUUCAGCAGGACCUCAGAGGCUGUGUGCUAAGGAUAUGUAAGUUCCUAGGACAGGAAUUAGAAGAUGAAGCAAUUGACUCGGUUGUAAAAAAUUCCUCUUUUAAAGUCAUGAAGGAUAACAAGAUGGCAAACUGGACCACAAUACCUUCAGAUGUAUUCGACCACUCUAAAGGUUCCUUCAUGCGUAAAGGAGUCUGUGGAGACUGGAAGAACUAUUUUACUGUUGCCCAGAAUGAAAUAUUUGAUGAUGUUUAUCAAGAGCAAAUGAAAGAUUUAAAUACUAGACUAUUUUGGGAUGAGAACUAACAUGUUUCACUAAAGGGAAAGGCAGUUAAAUUUUUUGUGGUUUUCAUUUAAAGAAAGUACAGAUAAUCAUUAUGAAAGAAAUGAAAGAAAGUGACAUUCUGAGUUACAGGCUACUUUACCAAGUGUAUUUUAAAAGAUUAUAUUUAGGUAAUAUUAUGAUAAAUUUGUGUCACAGCUGAAUGUGUUUCCUGUUAUUUAAUUGAGGAGUACGCAAUUAAACCCUUAGCAACACCAUUUUAGUAUGCUUCUUUUGUACUUAAAGGGACACUCCACAGUACAUAU
This is a messenger RNA of Pelobates fuscus (common spadefoot toad), 1251 nucleotides long. Its product is annotated as sulfotransferase 2B1-like. Gene Ontology annotation, cellular component: cytoplasm. NCBI's taxonomy places the organism in Eukaryota, Metazoa, Chordata, Amphibia, Anura, Pelobatidae. The coding region runs from base 103 to 969 and encodes 288 amino acids. Gene Ontology annotation, biological process: sulfation. Gene Ontology annotation, molecular function: sulfotransferase activity. The record is from RefSeq and is a predicted model, not a curated record. The transcript has 7 exons.